CAAAAUCGAAAUCAUUUAAAUAUUAAAUUCACAUAGAUUUGUAUGCAAAAAGUAUUAAACAAUUUAAUAAUAAUUCUAAUAAGUUAAAUCUCGAUUAUUCUUAAACGUUCAAGUUUUGUGCGAUACAAAAAAGGAAAAAAAAAUAUUUUCAAGAUUUUAAAAGUGCCUUUUUUUUGUCAAAAGAAGAACAUCAAGCUAUGAGCAGCAACGAUAAAAAGCAAACGUCAAAAGUCGUGGAUUACAAAAAGCAACACAACGACAAAAAAAUGGCUGAUCAUAUGAAUGGAAAUGUGGUAGUAAGGCAGAGAAGGACAAGAAUACCUGAUAAACCGCAUCAUUCUAUCAGUUUAUGGGGCAUUUUGAAAAAUUGUAUCGGAAGAGAUCUAACAAAAAUCGCAAUGCCUGUACAUUUUAAUGAACCCAUUUCAUUUUUACAACGUAAUGCUGAGGAUUUUGAGUACUCUGACUUGUUAGAUAAGGCAGCUAAAUGUAAUGAUAUAUGUGAUCAACUUGCCUACGUAACAGUGUUCUCAUCAACCACAUUUUCCACAUGUUCAGAGCGGGUAGCAAAGCCUUUUAAUCCUUUACUUGGUGAAACAUAUGAGUUUGAUCGAAUGGAAGAUAUGAAAUGGAGAAUGAUAAGUGAGCAGGUGUCACAUCAUCCACCGAUAUUAGCUUCUAAUAUUGAAUCGAAGAAUGGAUGGAAAGCUUAUCAGCAGCUGCAAAUUGAGACGAGAUUCCGUGGUAAACACAUUACAGCCAUAUCCAAUGGUUAUUUUCGCAUUGAUUUUGAAAAUACUGGUGCUACUUAUACCUUCAAUCGUCCCAAUUUUGAUAUUUAUAAUAUAAUAUUCGGUAAAAUGUAUGUUGACAUUGUCGGUGAAGUACAUGUCAUUGGACAUAAUGCAGCUAAAGGAUGGAAGGCUACCUUAAAUUAUAUACCACAAACAUUCUUUUCAAAACAACCUCAGCGUAUUGUACGCGGUACAAUUCAGGAUAUACAAAAUAAUGUAAGAUUAGUCAUCAAUGGACAUUGGAAUGAUUUUAUAACAACUGCACGUGUUAAUGCCGUCCAUCAUGAAAAUAAAACUGAAAAGUAUGACACAGACGAGCCUGUUGAAAUUUGGAAGAAACGCUUGCCUCCACCAGAAUCACAAUAUUAUUACCAUUUUACUUCUUUUACUUGCCAAUUAAAUGAAUAUGAAGAUGGAGUCGCGCCAACAGACUCACGUCUCCGUCCUGAUCAACGUCUAAUGGAGGAAGGAGCGUGGGAAGAAAGCAAUCAUGAGAAAGUUCGUCUCGAAGAGAUUCAAAGAGAUAGAAGAAAACAUGGCAAUGAUGUGGUUCCGCUGUACUUUGAAAAACAACCAGAAGAGUUCAGUGAACAUUUUGUUUGGAAGUAUGUCGGCAACUAUUGGGAAAAUAAAGCUAAUCAAGACUGGAAAAAGUGUCCCAAAAUUUGGUAAAUCAGAGCUUAUUUAAACGCAAUCAAUUUUUUUAAAGACGGUACCAGACAAAGAUUUUAAUGUGAUGUAUUGUAACCAAAAAAGAGACGAGAAAGGGAUUAUAUGUAGACAUUUAGGGGUCAUUCACCCACCUUCAUAACCUGAAUUGAACAUGAUGUCGUAAAGUUGCAUUUAAAAACUGAUUUCAAGGCUCCACCUACACUUAACUCCAGAGCUCAAAGUCGACUCAGCUCCAUACAAAAUUUCAUCGACUUCAAGCUCUGCCUAGCUCUAGACUAGGGGGGGGGGGGGGCUCUAUAGGUGUAGAUGUAUGAC
Messenger RNA from Chironomus riparius, 1781 nucleotides. NCBI's taxonomy places the organism in Eukaryota, Metazoa, Arthropoda, Insecta, Diptera, Chironomidae. The record is from the annotation of a GenBank genome assembly.